UUUUUAAUCAAAUAUCGAUAGGUUUUACAAGUAACCAUACCAUUCUGCGGCGCAUAAUUUGAAAUCAAAACAACAAAACGUAAAAAUGUAUAUUGAAUUCGGUGAAUAUCGAAUCGACGGGGCGAACAUCGACGCUGUAAUUGAUUUAUAUGAGGCAUAUAUGAACCAUACCACAAAACAAGGAACAACACAUGAAAAGAACCGAAAACCAAACGAAUGCGUUCCAAUAAUUGUGACGUUUGGACAGGAAAAACUCGACAUAGAGCCAAACGGUGUCGUUCAAUUGCAUAAGACUUUCUUAGAACAGCAAGAUAGAGCGGAAAUCGUUGACACGCACGUUGAGAAGAUGCCGCAAGUUGAGGAGCCGCCGCAAGUUGAGGAGCCGCCGCACAUUGAGUAAAGUGAAGCAAUUAAUUAAAUUAAGGUUUAUAUUAUAAUAUUAUGUACCAAGGCGCCCAAAGCGCCGCCUCCCCGAAUAUCUUACUACUUAAUAUACAUAUAGGCAUUUGUAGGCCGUAAGUUUGAAGCAAUUGAAGCUUAAAUUUGAA
Molecule: messenger RNA, 548 nt
Organism: Drosophila pseudoobscura
Lineage: Eukaryota; Metazoa; Arthropoda; Insecta; Diptera; Drosophilidae
Exons: 2
Coding region: 86-400 (104 amino acids)
Source: RefSeq, a predicted model, not a curated record